CCGACAACCAAUAGAAAGCCCAAGUUUCCCGGCCGCGUCGGCUUAUCGGCCAAUGGGGAGGACGCAGCAGCGAGAGCGUCUGAAUGCGUGAAAGGCCAGGCCGGUGUUAACUACAUUUCCAGCGGCGACCGGGAUCCUGGUACACCGCAAUCAUGUCUAUUAUGUCCUAUAACGGAGGGGCCGUCAUGGCUAUGAAGGGGAAGAACUGUGUGGCCAUCGCUGCAGACAGGCGCUUCGGGAUACAGGCACAGAUGGUGACCACGGAUUUCCAGAAGAUUUUUCCUAUGGGUGACAGGCUGUACAUCGGCCUGGCCGGGCUCGCCACCGACGUCCAGACAGUGGCCCAGCGCCUCAAGUUCCGGCUGAACCUGUAUGAGUUGAAGGAAGGUCGGCAGAUCAAACCUUAUACCCUCAUGAGCAUGGUGGCCAACCUCUUGUAUGAGAAACGGUUUGGUCCCUAUUACACUGAGCCAGUCAUCGCCGGGCUGGAUCCGAAGACCUUCAAGCCCUUCAUCUGUUCUCUAGACCUCAUUGGCUGCCCCAUGGUAACUGACGACUUCGUAGUCAGUGGCACCUGCUCUGAACAAAUGUAUGGGAUGUGUGAGUCUCUGUGGGAGCCCAACAUGGAUCCAGAACACCUGUUUGAAACCAUCUCCCAAGCCAUGCUGAAUGCUGUGGACCGGGAUGCAGUGUCUGGCAUGGGUGUCAUUGUCCACAUCAUAAGAGAGAGGAAGGAAGAAGUGAGCCAGCAACAAGCUGAGAACAGCAGCACCAUGCUCGGCUACAUGAGACACCUUGGGACUUUCCAGGCGUCUGUCAGUGAGAAGGACAAGAUCACCACCAGGACACUGAAGGCCCGAAUGGACUAACUUGUCCCAGAACCCAGAUGGGUUGUUUUGUUUGUUUGUUUGUUUUUUUAAUAAAAUAGCCCUUCUUUCA
This is a messenger RNA of Jaculus jaculus (lesser Egyptian jerboa), 939 nucleotides long. It is a transcript of the gene Psmb3, whose product is annotated as proteasome 20S subunit beta 3. The record is from RefSeq and is a predicted model, not a curated record. Lineage: Eukaryota; Metazoa; Chordata; Mammalia; Rodentia; Dipodidae. Gene Ontology annotation, biological process: proteasome-mediated ubiquitin-dependent protein catabolic process. The transcript has 7 exons. Bases 153 to 869 code for a protein of 238 amino acids. Gene Ontology annotation, cellular component: proteasome core complex; proteasome core complex, beta-subunit complex.